AGAGUUGCAUCAAGCCGCGACCUCUCGCGAUGUUUGGCCCCGCCAAGGGUGGCCAUUUUGAAGCCCACCCCGCGGCUGGUUGCCCGGGCUGCGUCUCCCACCCUGCGGCCGGGGCCAAAGCUGGCUCCGCGGGUGGCUGGCCUGGGGGCGGCCCGACCGACGCGAUGUGGCGGCUCCGCUGCAAGGCCAAGGACGGCACCCAUGUCUUGCAGGGGCUGUCCAGCCGGACCCGGCUGCGGGAACUCCAGGGCCAAAUCGCCGCCAUCACCGGGAUCUCCCCCGGCGGUCAGCGCAUCCUCGUCGGGUAUCCUCCCGAGUGCCUGGACCUCAGCGACGGGGACACCGCGCUGGGGGACCUGCCCAUCCAAUCCGGUGACAUGCUGAUCGUUGAAGAAGACCAAACCAGACCCAAAACUUCGCCUGCAUUUUCAAAAUAUGGUGCUUCAAGUUACGUCAGGGAAACUUUGCCUGUGCUUAGUAGAACCACCGUCCCAGCAGACAACUCUUGCCUCUUUACCAGUGUGUAUUAUGUCGUGGAAGGAGGAGUCCUGAAUCCAGCUUGUGCCCCUGAGAUGAGACGCCUUAUAGCACAAAUUGUAGCAAGUGAUCCAGACUUCUAUAGUGAGGCAAUACUGGGAAAAACCAAUCAAGAGUACUGCGACUGGAUCAGAAGGGAUGAUACUUGGGGAGGAGCAAUUGAGAUAUCAAUUUUGUCCAAGUUUUAUCAAUGUGAAAUAUGUGUAGUAGAUACACAGACAGUAAGGAUUGAUCGUUUUGGGGAGGAUGCAGGAUAUACCAAAAGGGUUUUGCUAAUCUAUGAUGGUAUCCACUAUGACCCGCUUCAGCGUGUCUUCCCUGAUCCAGAUACCCCUCCUCUGACCAUUUUCUCCUCUAAUGAUGAUAUUGUUCUUGUGCAAGCACUGGAAUUAGCAGAUGAAGCUAGAAGAAAAAGACAAUUUACUGAUGUAAACCGCUUCACCCUGAGAUGUAUGGUGUGUCAGAAGGGAUUAACUGGCCAAGCAGAAGCAAGGGACCAUGCCAAGGAGACAGGCCACACCAACUUUGGAGAAGUAUGAUCUAUGCAUGAUGAGGGCUGAAGCCUACUACCUCACAGAUCCAGAAGGCUCUGGGUUUUCCAAUAAGCUAUUCGUAACCCUAAAGAACAAGGACACAAUGCUUGAACCAUCCUUUUCACUAAGACCACUAAGACACUGAAAUUCCUUGUUAAGAUUAAAAUUAGUGUGCAAGUUUACAGAUUGUGUCUACAGUGGUGAUACGUGCCCUCUCUCUGCUAGGGUGACGGAACAGGUGGGCCUUUCCACCUACUGACACUAUCCUGAAGACUGGAUUUUAGUAUUACAAACUAGCACCCAGCAGCUUUUACUUAGAGAAGAAAUCAUCCUAUUUGGGGUAAUGUGGAAGGCCUCACAAAAGGCCGCUGGACAUAGACCCACCACCACCGUUUCUCCAUAGUAGAUUCUUUCAAUAAUGGAAUGAGUUAAUAGUUUCUAAAUUAUGAAUUGAUCCAUCAAAUGAAGAUACUCAGAACUCUCAAAACUGGUUUUAUACUACAAUUUGGUAGACUUUAUAAGUGUAUGCUUAACCACUUAGAAGUUCAUGAAAAACAACUUUUACAGGGAUCAGUCUAUUCCUUAAGAAUGUUAUCUAAAGCAGGAAUCUGUUGAGUCCUGUUUAAGAUUUCUAGUGUAUAAAAGUAGAAUUUAUAAGGGAAAAGGUGCCUGAGCAGCUUACAGAAGCUUUAAAGACUGUUGGCCUCACAUUUUAAUGCAGUUCAUGUAUUGAUCUUUGUCACAUUGGAUAAGAUUUUAAAAUUAAGCAGGGUAUGCUUUUUAAAUGAAGUUUUUUGCCGUUUGAGUGCUCUACUUGCUUUUUUUUUUUUUUUGUAUACACAUAUAUCUGAAGGGGGUAUAUUUUCCUCAGCUUUUUUAAAAGAGCUCUUCCUCACCCCGCCCCUCCCCAAAUAGAUCUUCGUUGAACGUGAUAAUGUUAGGUUUCUGUUUGUUUUUUGUAAGACUCUGCAUAUCUAAGCGGUGUUUCUCUGUUAGCCUCAUCCCUUGCCAGUGCUCUUUUGAAAAUGCCACAUGACUUGCAAGUUAGCAUUUGCUUAUCUGCCAUCUUUGACUUUCACACAGUUUUAAAAUAAUUGGUGUCAUACUUUUGAGUUUAUUUUACGUCCAGAAUAUGAAAGUUUCACAGUCUUUGCCUUAUAUCAGAAUUCUGCUUCUGCCUUUUGCUUGUUGGACUAAUCUUAAAGGCACAUGCCCUCCAAAAUUUAGCUUCACUACAAGAUCUUCCAGAUAACGUGUUCUACCUCUUAAUGCUUCUGAAGAUCAGGGAUGCUCAAUUAUAACUCAUUAUGUAUUAUGUCAUACAAUGUGAAGGGGCUUGGUGUUGUGAGGUUUUGUUAUCUUACUCUCAUCUGUCUCACUUUUAAAAUGCCGGUGGUUUUACUUUCUUUGAAGCACUUGUAUCCCUUUCUACAUAUCUUUUUUUGGGGCAAAGGUUUUGAAAUUGAGAUGUUCCCUCUAGCAUUUUCACUUAGUGAAGAUAGCCAUGUAAAAUUAAACAGUUUAGGGGAAAUGUUGCUUUAGGGAAUAAUUCACAAAGUGUGCUUCCAGUCAUCAGAUGACAUUUCUCUAGUGUACCUUUUAUGUUCAUAGCUGGUUUAGGGUUUAUAAAUUAUUUUGGUCAGUCUCUGUUCAAAGUGUUGAAACUUUCUUUGACUGAGCCUUAAAAGUAGCACUUGUAAGCUGAGGGCACUUAGUGUAUGAAUAUGUAUGAACACAUAUGGUAUACAAAUCUCUUUGCUCUGUCAUCUGGUCUAGGUGGUUCUUGUAUUUCGUUUUCCCCAGAAAAUAAUAACUUUCAAACCACAGAUUAAGAGGGUACCACAGGGUAACAUCCAUCAUAUUGAGCUUUAUGCAUCAUCAUUCAUAAAGUUUGUCUUAUCUCUUCAGGAGUGAGACUUGACAUUUGCUUAGAUCUGGAACUUCAUGCAACAAAUAUUUAUUAAUAUAUAAUGUUCCAGACAUGUUUUGCUGUUUUACAACAUCAUAUUUGUCACUUUAAAACUGAGUAUAUAUUAACGACAGUGGAUUCACUUCACAAAUGGAAAGAAAUAGAAUGCUGAUAUGUUGCUAAUUCAGACCACUUUAAAACUGAGAUUUAGACACGUACUUGGCAUAUUUAUCAAGUAUUUUCUUCAGGGGAUAUUUUAUCAUUUACCUAGAUUAUCCAUUCACCAGGUAUAUACUCAGUAAAACUGCUACUUGGUCAGAAAGUUAUUUUAAAAUGGAUUUUUAAAUCAGUCAUUUGCUGAGAUUCAGCACUGGAACCUUACAGCAGUAUUCUGAUUGCAAAACAUUCAAGUUGAAGUACUUUUUGCAGAUAAGUUAUUAAAGAUUGAACACCUAAACUGCUCAUUCAAAACUCAAACCUGUAAGGUUCAUGGAAUUUAAAGGAUCCUUUUGUUCUUGUUAGGCUUAUGCUCUUGAAAUGAGUUAUAUAUCAUGUAAAGUCUCAUUGGGAAUUAUGAAAAAAGUAUAUGUACUUUUGCAGCAGGAUUAAAAGAAAUUUUUGCACUGGGGCACAGAAACUUCUUCCUAUUUAUUCAGCUUUUGUCUAUUCUAUAAUAUUUUUUAAUUAAAAUGAAGACAGUUUACAUUAGGGGCAGAAUAGGAAUAAGCUUAUUCUUAUUUUCACUCUAUCUCCCCCCACCCUUCUUCCCCCUGCUCUCUUUUGGCUUAUGUAUUAAGUAUUCUGUAAAGAUGCUUUCUUAGGUAGAGAGAGAAAAACCUGUGACAAAGUAACCUUAAGCCCCCAGGAUAUUGCAUCUUUUUUACUAGUGGUUCCUCCUUGACUUGUUUCUAGUGAAUGAGAAAUGGGCAUUGUCAAGUGAUACCCUUAAAGUAUGGCCAUUGGUCAACCUGACCCUGUUGUUUACUGUUACUGCAUUUGAGUAGUCCAGGAAGUUCAGGUCCCAGCAAAAUCAGGGUCAGGAAUUGACACCUAAAUAUGUCCCUAAGUGCCCAAUGCCUAACUCUCUAACUUCUUCCCUCUAGCCUGUGUAGGGAUUAAAACAUGAGCAUUGCAAAUUGUCCUACCUAAACAUAGUUUCUGGGCUUUGAGGAAAUUUUAGUGUGUAAGAUUAAACAACCAUGAUUUACUUUUUUUAAAUCAGGUGGCCUUUUAAACUUAAGAUAUAUUAAGAUUUUCUUUUAUGUGUUGAUGCUAUUAUUUGCAGCACUUUAAAAAAGAUAUGGAAUGAAAGUUUACAUAGCCCUCCAGGGAUUUUGUUGAGGACACUAAGAUACAAUCCUUGAGUUGCUGGACAUUAGCUCUUUGCAGUGUUCAGUGUAUGUAGUGGCACAACAUUGGUGUUUUGAUAACAACGGAACUUGAUUUCAGUAACAUUAGGAGCACUGUCUUUGAAAAAAAUGUUACUUCU
Messenger RNA from Perognathus longimembris pacificus (Pacific pocket mouse), 4468 nucleotides. It is a transcript of the gene Yod1, whose product is annotated as YOD1 deubiquitinase. Gene Ontology annotation, cellular component: nucleus; cytosol. Gene Ontology annotation, molecular function: cysteine-type deubiquitinase activity. Lineage: Eukaryota; Metazoa; Chordata; Mammalia; Rodentia; Heteromyidae. The transcript is spliced from 2 exons. Gene Ontology annotation, biological process: protein deubiquitination; endoplasmic reticulum unfolded protein response. The record is from RefSeq and is a predicted model, not a curated record. Bases 30 to 1076 code for a protein of 348 amino acids.